AUGGAUAUGUAUCUUCAUUGGUUGCUUUGGCAUGGAGCUGAUAUCACACAAGUAACUCAGAGAGGUUGGACAGCAGCUCACAUAGCUGCUAUCCAGGGUCAGGAUGCUUGUAUGCAGGCACUUAUAAUCAAUGGAGCAGAUCUGUCAGCUCAGGAUUAUCGUGGAUGCAAUCCUUUACAUCUUGCUGCAGCUCAUGGACAUUCUUUCACCUUACAAAUAAUGCUCCGAAGUGGAGUGGACCCCAGUGUAGCUGAUAAGAGAGAAUGGAAGCCUGUACAUUAUGCGGCAUUUCAUGGGAGGCUUGGCUGUUUACAACUUCUUGUUAAAUGGGGAUGUGGCAUAGAAGAUGUGGACUACAAUGGAAACCUUCCAGUUCACUUAGCAGCUAUGGCAGGCCACCUUCACUGUUUUAAAUUUCUACUCAGUAGAAUGAGCAGUGUAACACAAGCAUUAAAAGCCUUCAAUGAUAAUGGAGAAAAUGUAUUGGACCUGGCCCAGAGAUUCUUUAAAGAUAACAUCUUACAAUUUAUCCAUGGGGCUGAAUAUGAACGAAGUGGUUCGGAAGAUCAGGAAGUUUUAGAAUUUCCAGGUCAUGUGGCUGCCUUUAGAGGUGAUUUGGAAAUACUUAAAAAAUUAGUAGAUGAUGGAGUCAUCAAUAUUAAUGAGCGUGACAAUUAUGGAUCUACUCUUAUGCACAAAGCUGCUGGACAAGGACACAUAGCAUGUUUGCAGUGGCUAAUUAAAAUGGGAGCAGACAGUGAUGUUACCAACAAAGCUGGGGAGAAACCUAGUGAUGUGGCUAAAAGGUUUGCCCAUUUGGCAGCAGUAAAGGUAUUAGAGGGACCACAGAAAUACGCUACAGAUGAUGAAAAUGAAAUUGAUGAAAAUGACAUUAAGUUUUUUAUAAGACAUGAUGUUGAAGGAAGCACUGAUGCCAAGGAUGACUUAUGUCAGAGUGAAUCAGAUAAAGCAGAUGCCCGAAGUAAGUAUGCCUCUUCUGUUUUAAUUUAUUCUUUAGAUACCAUAGCCAGUUGUUACCAAAAUCUUAGAAAUUAUUCUAAAGAAAAUUUAUUAACAAAAAGAAAUUUCGGCUCACAUUGGAUUUUUUUUAACAGGACCAUUAAAGAGCUACAAGGUCAACUGGAGUAUGAACGGCUACGCAGAGAAAAAUUAGAAUGUCAGCUGGAUGAAUGUCGUGCAGAGGUGGAUCAACUCAAGGAGAUAAUGGAGAAAAAUCAGAUCUCAAACUUGGCGAUCAUG
Elephantulus edwardii (Cape elephant shrew) is the source of this 1260-nucleotide messenger RNA. RefSeq names its product ankyrin repeat domain-containing protein 42-like. The transcript is spliced from 9 exons. Lineage: Eukaryota; Metazoa; Chordata; Mammalia; Macroscelidea; Macroscelididae. The record is from RefSeq and is a predicted model, not a curated record. Gene Ontology annotation, molecular function: protein binding. The annotation marks the transcript as partial.